Molecule: messenger RNA, 5921 nt
Organism: Myotis myotis
Lineage: Eukaryota; Metazoa; Chordata; Mammalia; Chiroptera; Vespertilionidae
Gene: SOS2
Product: SOS Ras/Rho guanine nucleotide exchange factor 2
Exons: 24
Coding region: 721-4926 (1401 amino acids)
Biological process (GO): positive regulation of GTPase activity; Ras protein signal transduction
Cellular component (GO): plasma membrane
Molecular function (GO): protein heterodimerization activity; guanyl-nucleotide exchange factor activity
Source: RefSeq, a predicted model, not a curated record
CGCAGGCCCGGGGGAGAGGCAGCCUCCCGCGGCCGCCCUGCGCCCCCGCGCCCGGCCGGCGCCGCUGCCCCCGCGGCGCGCAUGCUCCGUGCUGCGCUCGGCGACCGGGUAGUGAGCGCGGGGCCCAGGGGGCGGGCCGAGCCGCCGCGGCUGCGGGCCCGAGUCGGCGGCCCUGGGGCGCUGUGGCGGCGGCUGAGGCGGCGGUGGCGGCCGGUCCCGGGUGCGCCCGAGUGCGGCUCGCUCCUCCGACGCACACGCCGGGCGGUCCCCGGGGCCUCGGGAGGUGACUCGGGCGGGCGGGCCCCUGGGAGGCGGGGGCGAGGCGAUGAGGAGGAGAGCCACCGCCGCCCGUCUCCGCCCGCCGCAGCUGUAGCGGAGCCGGGGUGGGGGCGAGGCCAGCGGACCCCCGCCGGACCGCGGACCCAGACAAAGGAGGAGGACCCGCCCGACGCCGGGCCGCGCCGCCGGGAAGGAGGUCGCCGCCGGGGGCUCCCGGGCCUGCGCGCUUCUUCGGCGGACGCUGCGUGAGGCCGGGCCACCCGGGCGAGGAAGCCGCCCCCGAGCCCCCGCCCGCCGGCGCCGCCUCCCAGCCGCCUCGGCCGUAGCUGCGGCCCAGGCGGGAGGCGGCGGCGCCUGGCGAGGCGAGGCGGCCCGCGCCCUGCCUGUCAGGCCCCCGGCGUGGCCCGGCCUGGCCCGCGGGCAGCCCCCGAUGCGGAGGCCAUGCAGCAGGCGCCGCAGCCCUACGAGUUCUUCAGCGAAGAGAACAGCCCGAAAUGGCGGGGACUGUUGGUCUCGGCCCUGCGGAAGGAAGGUUUUGUUAUGAUCUUAAUACUGGAUUUCUGUUGCGGUCAUUUCGUCAGGCAACUUCCGCCGUUGACCAAUGUGUUGUCCUCAGGCUGGAUUCGGCGAGAGACCAUCCGGCCGGUAGUUAGACGGUUUCUCAGACAAAAGCACCUUCCCGGGCCCGGGAUUCCCUUCAGGCCGGUUCAGGAGCAAGUACAUCCCAAUCUCUCAGCUAAUGAAGAAUCUCUCUAUUACAUUGAAGAGCUGAUUUUUCAGCUGCUUAAUAAAUUAUGCAUGGCCCAACCAAGGACUGUUCAAGAUGUAGAGGAACGAGUUCAAAAGACCUUUCCUCAUCCAAUUGAUAAAUGGGCUAUUGCUGAUGCACAAUCUGCCAUAGAGAAACGAAAACGAAGAAAUCCCCUCUUACUGCCUGUGGACAAAAUCCAUCCGUCACUGAAGGAAGUUUUAGGGUACAAAGUGGACUACCAUGUGUCCUUAUAUAUUGUGGCUGUACUAGAGUAUAUCUCAGCUGAUAUUUUGAAAUUGGCUGGUAAUUAUGUUUUUAAUAUUCGACACUAUGAAAUAUCUCAGCAGGACAUUAAAGUGUCAAUGUGUGCAGAUAAGGUUUUGAUGGACAUGUUUGAUCAGGAUGACAUAGGUUUGGUUUCCCUCUGUGAAGAUGAACCUAGUUCUUCAGGUGAAUUAAACUACUAUGACCUUGUCAGAACUGAAAUUGCAGAAGAAAGACAGUAUCUGCGGGAACUAAAUAUGAUCAUAAAAGUGUUUCGAGAAGCCUUUCUUUCUGACAAAAAGCUGUUUAAACCUUCUGACAUUGAAAAGAUUUUCAGUAACAUAUCAGAUAUACAUGAGUUGACAAUAAAACUUUUAGGUUUGAUUGAAGACACAGUUGAAAUGACUGAUGAGAGCAGUCCUCACCCCUUGGCUGGCAGCUGUUUUGAAGAUUUGGCAGAAGAGCAAGCAUUUGAUCCUUAUGAAACAUUAUCACAGGACAUUCUUUCACCAAAAUUUAAUGAACAUUUCAGUAAGUUGAUGGCCAGACCUGCAGUGGCUCUACACUUUCAGUCCAUUGCUGAUGGUUUUAGAGAGGCAGUUCGUUAUGUCCUUCCACGUCUUAUGCUAGUGCCUGUGUAUCACUGUUGGCACUAUUUUGAAUUAUUAAAGCAAUUGAAAGCUUGUAGUGAAGAACAAGAAGAUAGAGAAUGUUUGAACCAAGCGAUUACUGCUCUCAUGAAUCUCCAAGGUAGUAUGGACCGAAUUUACAAGCAGUAUUCACCUCGACGCCGACCUGGGGAUCCUGUUUGCCCUUUUUAUAAUCGUCAAUUAAGAAGCAAGCACCUGGCUAUUAAAAAAAUGAAUGAAAUUCAGAAAAACAUAGAUGGAUGGGAAGGCAAAGAUAUUGGACAGUGUUGUAAUGAAUUCAUUAUGGAAGGUCCAUUGACAAGAAUUGGUGCUAAACACGAACGGCAUAUUUUUCUUUUUGAUGGCUUAAUGAUUAGCUGCAAACCCAAUCACAGCCAGUCACGCCUUCCAGGUUACAGUAGUGCAGAAUAUAGAUUAAAAGAAAAAUUUGUCAUGAGAAAAAUACAAAUAUGUGAUAAAGAAGAUACUUGUGAGUACAAACAUGCUUUUGAAUUAGUAUCCAAAGAGGAAAACAGCAUAAUAUUUGCUGCUAAGUCUGCUGAAGAGAAAAAUAAUUGGAUGGCAGCACUUAUUUCUCUUCAUUAUCGUAGUACUCUAGAUCGAAUGCUAGAUUCAGUAUUAUUGAAAGAAGAAAAUGAGCAACCACUGAGAUUACCAAGUCCUGAAGUUUAUCGUUUUGUGGUAAAAGACUCUGAGGAAAACAUUGUUUUUGAAGACAACUUGCAAAGUAGAAGUGGAAUCCCCAUUAUUAAAGGAGGAACAGUGGUGAAGUUAAUUGAAAGGUUAACAUAUCAUAUGUAUGCAGAUCCCAAUUUUGUUCGUACUUUUCUUACUACAUAUCGUUCAUUUUGUAAACCACAGGAAUUGCUAAGCUUACUGAUUGAACGAUUUGAAAUUCCAGAGCCAGAACCUACUGAAGCAGAUAAAUUGGCAGCAGAGAAAGGCGAACAACCAAUUAGUGUAGACCUUAAAAGGUUUCGCAAGGAAUACGUCCAACCAGUGCAACUUAGGAUCUUAAAUGUAUUUCGGCACUGGGUUGAACACCAUUUUUAUGACUUUGAAAGAGAUUUGGAGUUGCUCGAAAGACUAGAAUCCUUCAUUUCAAGUGUAAGAGGGAAAGCCAUGAAGAAAUGGGUAGAGUCAAUUGCUAAGAUCAUCAAAAGGAAGAAACAAGCUCAGGCAAAUGGAAUAAGCCAUAAUAUUACCUUUGAAAAUCCACCUCCGCCAAUUGAAUGGCAUAUCAGCAGACCAGGACAGUUUGAAACAUUUGAUCUCAUGACACUUCAUCCAAUAGAAAUUGCACGUCAGCUGACACUUUUGGAAUCUGAUCUCUACAGGUUAAGUUGCAUUGAUUUUUGGUUCCACAGGAAAGUUCAACCUUCUGAACUUGUAGGGAGUGUAUGGACCAAAGAAGAUAAAGAAAUAAAUUCUCCGAAUUUAUUAAAAAUGAUUCGCCAUACUACAAAUCUUACUCUCUGGUUUGAAAAGUGCAUUGUGGAAGCAGAAAAUUUUGAGGAACGGGUGGCAGUACUAAGUAGAAUUAUAGAAAUUCUGCAAGUUUUUCAAGAUUUGAAUAAUUUCAAUGGUGUAUUGGAAAUAGUCAGUGCAGUAAACUCAGUGUCAGUAUACAGACUAGAUCAUACCUUUGAGGCCUUGCAGGAAAGAAAAAGGAAAAUUUUGGAUGAAGCUGUGGAAUUAAGUCAAGAUCACUUUAAAAAAUACUUAGUAAAACUUAAGUCAAUCAAUCCACCUUGUGUGCCUUUUUUUGGAAUAUAUUUAACAAAUAUUCUGAAGACUGAAGAAGGGAAUAAUGAUUUUUUAAAAAAGAAAGGGAAAGAUUUAAUCAAUUUCAGUAAGAGGAGGAAAGUGGCUGAAAUUACUGGAGAAAUUCAGCAGUAUCAAAAUCAACCUUAUUGCUUACGGAUUGAACCAGAAAUGAGGCGGUUCUUUGAAAACCUUAACCCCAUGGGAAGUGCUUCUGAAAAAGAGUUUACAGAUUAUUUGUUCAACAAAUCACUAGAAAUUGAACCCCGAAACUGCAAACAGCCACCUCGAUUUCCCAGGAAAUCAACUUUCUCUUUAAAAUCUCCUGGAAUAAGGCCUAAUACAGGCCGACAUGGCUCUACCUCAGGCACUUUACGAGGUCAUCCAACACCAUUAGAAAGAGAACCAUGUAAAAUAAGCUUUAGUCGGAUUGCUGAAACUGAGCUUGAGUCAACAGUGUCAGCACCAACCUCUCCAAAUACACCAUCUACUCCACCAGUAUCUGCUUCUUCAGACCUUAGUGUGUUUUUAGAUGUGGAUCUGAACAGUUCCUGUGGCAGCAAUAGCAUCUUUGCUCCAGUUCUCUUGCCACAUUCAAAGUCUUUCUUCAGUUCGUGUGGUAGUUUACAUAAACUAAGUGAAGAGCCACUGAUUCCUCCUCCUCUUCCUCCUCGAAAAAAAUUUGAUCAUGAUGCUUCAAAUUCCAAGGGAAAUAUGAAAUCUGAUGAUGACCCCCCUGCUAUUCCACCAAGACAACCUCCUCCUCCAAAGGUAAAACCCAGAGUUCCUGCUCCUACUGGUGCAUUUGAUGGGCCUCUGCAUAGUCCACCUCCACCACCGCCGAGAGAUCCUCUUCCUGAUACUCCUCCACCAGUUCCCCUUCGGCCUCCAGAACACUUUAUAAACUGUCCAUUUAAUCUUCAGCCACCUCCACUGGGACAUCUUCACAGAGAUCCAGACUGGUUCAGAGACGUUAGCACGUGUCCAAAUUCACCAAACACUCCUCCUAGCACACCCUCUCCAAGGGUACCACGUCGAUGCCACAUGCUCAGUUCUAGUCACAAUAAUCUUGCUCAUCCUCAAGCUCCCCCUGUUCCACCAAGGCAGAAUUCAAGCCCUCACCUACCAAAACUGCCACCAAAGACUUACAAACGGGAGCUUUCACACCCCCCAUUGUAUAGACUGCCUUUGCUAGAAAAUGCAGAAACUCCUCAAUGACCUUAGCCAUAUGUAGUCAUUGACACUGGAAUGAUAUUUGUAAAGGUGUUUUUUUUAAUUUAUUAAAAAAAAGGCAUAGUAUUUUAGUACUUUUUACAAAUAAUGCUCUUAAAAAUGCUACUGAUCAAAUAAGCUUUUAAAAUCGGAAAAAUAAAAAUACAAAAGUCCUUCGUCAUUAUCCUCAGGUGAUCAGUAGCAUUGCCUUGUCUUGGAUCCUCAGUGCUGCCAAAAGGCCAGUAUAAAGAAUUUAUAUUUGCACUGUAAUCUCUGUAAAAUAUGGUUUAAAGUGACUGAUUGCACUGAAAAGGGAUAGUGCAUUUGUGGAACUUUUCAGAUUUGAAUAAUAGCUGCCUUUUUAAGGCAAUAAAUUUACACAAAUAUAGGAGGUGUAUGGUGUUACUGAUUGUUUAACUUGUUUGACCAUCUUCUAGUUUUUACAUUUUGGAGAAUUGUGAAUAACACCCAUUGUUCUUAAACUUGUUAAUGCCAUGUCUUAAAUGCCAGAAUUUGCUGCUAAAGACAAAAAUGAAAAAUAGAAUGAAAAGAAUAGAAUGCACUGUGUCUAUUAUUUAGCCAAAAUGUAAACAAAAAGACUACCUAACCCCAUCAUAGAGGAGAAAAGGGCAUGUAUUUUUUCAGAUGUGCCUUUUGUUUUUGCAAACUAUGGUGUCUUUAGCUAAUGAAUUGCCUAUUAUUUUGGAAAGCAAAGUUAAUAUGCCAUGUAUGUACAGUUUUGUUUAUAUUGUAUAUUUAAAGAUGCUAAUAACCUAUAUAAAUUUAAGUGACUUGAGGUGUAUAAUACAAUCUGCUACUUUACUAAUUGAUAAAUUCAAAGGAAAAGUUUCUUAUGGCAUAGGAACCAACUGCCUUGCCUUCAAAACCUAGUAACUUUCUCUAUAAAUCUUGUGUUAACUAAAAUUUUUUAAAUAUUUUUUUUAGAUUGGUAAUAUUUAAACCAGCAAAUACUUAAAGCUUUAUUAAACUUUUUAAUCAGA